UUAAUGUCAAAAGUCUGAAUUUGCCAUUUUUAUUCCUAAGAUGAAUUUCUACAACGUGUCGCAAUUACAUCAUCACAAACACUUUUUAUUAGUCGACGACAAAUUUUCCUCCAUCUCAGCACAUUUAUCUUCUUCUCGCUUCGCAAUCUUUACAAAGACACGUCAAAAUUCUUCUGUUACGAAAUUAGUUAAAUUUUAAAAGCCAACAACAAGCAUUUCUGUCGUCUUCAUCCAACUCAAAACAAUUCAGU
Molecule: messenger RNA, 251 nt
Organism: Clunio marinus
Lineage: Eukaryota; Metazoa; Arthropoda; Insecta; Diptera; Chironomidae
Source: the annotation of a GenBank genome assembly